This is a messenger RNA of Nicotiana attenuata, 866 nucleotides long. RefSeq lists its product as uncharacterized. NCBI's taxonomy places the organism in Eukaryota, Viridiplantae, Streptophyta, Magnoliopsida, Solanales, Solanaceae. The record is from RefSeq and is a predicted model, not a curated record. Bases 102 to 668 code for a protein of 188 amino acids. The transcript is spliced from 2 exons.
GGGAGGUAGUUUAACACGAUAAUAUACAAACAGAAAAUCAAUUUUUAUUUAGACAGAAAGAGCAGCUAAGAGCAAAAUUAUUGUGGGACAGCGGGUAAGUAAUGGGCAUUUUAGAUGAACUCCGAGCAGCCGCCGGCAAACUUUUGAACCGGAAAGUUCAACAGAAAUCGUCAAACGCAUGCGCAUUAGAAGGCAAGUACAGUGCCGGUAUUACAUCGGCCGUUUCCAAAAUCGACGGUUCCGUCAAAUAUGACGGCGCUCAAAAGACGGAUGAUUACGUUUUUUACCCUGACGGCCGUGAAAAGAUCGGCCGAAUUCUCUCAAAGCUCACGAAAUUUGCCGUCGUCUCUGCCGUUGACGAAUCUCUUAAAACCGUCGCUGUCAUUUCUGCAGGUGGCAGUAAAAUUAUCAAGGAGGGAUUGAAGGACCAAUCGCCUUCACGUCCUUCCACUAGAGCUGAGAAACAAGAUAUUUCUGUUAUGAUGGAGGAGAUGCAAGCGAAGAUGGAGAAAUUUCAGGAUGACAUGAAUAACACGAAGCAGCAAAAUGAGGUGUCAACUAAAGGUAUCACGGGGUUGGAUUCCUUUGAGUUCUCUGAUGAGCCUAUCAAGUGUUCAACGCCUUCAAAAUCUAAUAGAAAAAAGGUUUUCAUUCGCUCUCGGCUGUAGAAAGCAGGAUAUCUUGUCUUGGAAUCUGCAAUGUUCGUCUUUUGUAGUGUGGCAGUCCUGCUUCUGUAAAUUUUUUGUGCUUUCAAGCAAUCUAGUUGUAUAAUACACAAAUAAAUGUUAAAUACAAUAAGAAAAGGUUAAGCUGGUCUCUAUUGUCCAAGCUAGUGUCCUUUGUACCAAGUAAUUGGUAAAUCUUCA